Messenger RNA from Conger conger (European conger), 3493 nucleotides. Its product is annotated as cytochrome P450 2K1-like. Gene Ontology annotation, cellular component: intracellular membrane-bounded organelle; cytoplasm. The transcript is spliced from 10 exons. Gene Ontology annotation, molecular function: iron ion binding; oxidoreductase activity, acting on paired donors, with incorporation or reduction of molecular oxygen, reduced flavin or flavoprotein as one donor, and incorporation of one atom of oxygen; heme binding. Lineage: Eukaryota; Metazoa; Chordata; Actinopteri; Anguilliformes; Congridae. Bases 40 to 1566 code for a protein of 508 amino acids. Gene Ontology annotation, biological process: xenobiotic metabolic process. The record is from RefSeq and is a predicted model, not a curated record.
CACAUUAUUAUAGCAACAUUGCUUAGCCUACAGCGUGUGAUGGAUAAGGAGGGGGCCAUGUUGGAGGGGAUUUUACCCCAGAUGCCCCCACCCUUGACCCUUCUGGGGGUGGCGGUGGUGCUGUUUUUGUUCUACCUGCUCUCCUCCACCCCUGGAACUGGAAAACACCCACCAGGACCCAGACCCCUGCCUCUUUUUGGGAACCUGUUCCACCUGGACCUGAAGCGGCUUGAUGUGUCUCUCUGUGAGCUGUCUAAGAAAUAUGGAUCUGUGUUCACUUUACACUUGGGCCCAAAGAAGGUGGUUGUCCUGGCAGGCUGCAAGACCAUCAAACAGGCGCUGGUAAACUACGCAGAAGAUUUUGGAGACCGGGAAAUUGCACCCAUAUUUAGAGACAGCUUGCAAGGACACGGUGUUCUGUUCACCAACGGAAACUCCUGGAAGGAGAUGAGACGCUUCUCCCUCACCAACCUGCGAGACUUUGGAAUGGGCAAGAGGGGGGGUGAGGAGAAGAUCAUUGAGGAAUGUCGCCAACUCACCGAGGUGUUCAAGAAUUUUAAAGGUGAGCCUUUCAACACCAUUCAGCCUCUGAAUUACUCUGCCUUCAACGUAAUCAGCGCCAUCAUGUACGGCUUCCGCUUUGACUACACUGACCCCGCCUUCCAAAAAAUGGUCGACAGCACCAAUGAAAAUAUCCAGCUGUGUGGUUCAGCGGAAAUACUGGUGUACAACAUGUUCCCCUGGCUGCGCUGGUGUUGUGGCUGGUGGCUGAUGAAUCGGACCCAGAUUUUGAAGCAGGACAAAUGCAACAUCAGCAAGAUUAAGGGGUUCGUGCAGGGACUGAAGGACACACUCAACCCCCAGGACCUCAGGGGAUUUGUGGACUCCUUCCUAGUUCGGCAGCAGGAGGAGUCAGACCAGCCAGGUUCCUACUUCCACAACGACAACCUGCACUAUACUGUCUACAACCUGUUUGCAGCAGGGACAGAUACCUCUGCAACCACCCUGAGAUGGGGCCUGCUGCUGAUGGCUAAGUACCCGCACAUACAGGACCAGGUUCAGGAGGAGCUGAGUCGGGUCAUUGGGGACCGGGAACCCCGGAUGGAGGACCGGAGGAACCUGUCCUACACCAACGCCGUGAUCCACGAGACCCAGAGACUGGCUAACAUUGUACCCAUGAGCCUUUUCCACACCACCAGCUGUGACGUCACCUUCCAGGGACACUUCAUCAAGAAGGGAACUACGGUGAUCCCACUCCUGACGUCAGUGCUGCAGGAUGAGGAAGAGUGGGAGACCCCCCACAGCUUCAACCCUGGCCACUUCCUGGAUGAGAAGGGCUGCUUCAUCAAGAGAGAUGCCUUCAUGCCCUUCUCUGCAGGGCGACGGGCCUGUCCGGGAGAGAGCCUGGCCAGGAUGGAGCUCUUCCUCGUCUUUACUUUCCUCCUGCAGCGGUUCCGCUUCACACCACCACCGGGGGUGUCUGAGGAUGAGCUGGACCUGACACCAUCUGUGGGGUUCACCCUCAGCCCUUCUCCCCACCAGCUGUGUGCUGUGAGCCGGGCCUAAACCCCACUCCAGCUAUGUGCUGUGAGCCGGGCGUAAACCCCACUCCAGCUGAUGGGUGUGAAUCUCACCUUUUCUGUUCUUCACCAAACCUUUCUUGGUCACAGGAACUUUUGUUUGACUCACAGUAUAAGUGUCAGCUAUAUUAUUAAAUGUAUUUCUCCCCUCUGGAGACCUUUCUUUAGCUUUUCUCUUUAUUCCAGGUUUCUUCAACUACUCACUGAUGAGGUCAUCUUAAGCGGUACAUAUGGGCCAAAUCCACAUUCCCUCACAGAGUAUUAUGAUGGUUGUUUUCAAAUGAAUUUAAUCCAUCCAUUUCCUGAAUUUACUCAGAAGAAAUGGACCCUACCUUGACUCCAGCUUUGAGACUGAAAUGUUAAAUUCUUUACGAUACAUGUAGACUGUAGACUUUAUUUGAUUAUUUCAGAAAGUGCUUCAAUGGUUAAAAUAGAGUUGCGGUCAUUUAGCAUUUUAGUGUCAUUUCCACUGACCCUUGGAAUGCAAAGUAUUGAUGUUUUCCGUAAGUGAUCAGCCCCUGCAUAUAUUCAAUCACUGCAAUCAGAAGUUCUGCUACUUCGGGAUGCCUGGCACCUCCCCCUCGCCGCACCUGCACUUCUAUGCCAUAUGCCAUAGAUUAUAAUAGCAUUCAUAUUAUUAGGGAGGAUUGCGCUAGUUCGGGGUAGGGUAUUGACACUAUACUAGAUGGUAUAUCUGUAAGAAUAUAUGACGAAGGAGAGAUGGUGUUGAAUUCUGUAUAUUUCCAGCAUUGAUAUUCAGUGUUGCAAUACAAACAGGGGUAUAGAGAGAGUCUGAAAGAAUAAAAUAAAAAUACAAUUAGGAUCUUAUUUCUUAACAGUAAAUCCAUAACUCUUAGGUACAUAGGACGUAUCUGCAUUCACAUACAAAUAAUAUUUCUGUAGCUCAUUUAUAUAUAAAUGCAUUAACAUUAUGCAUCUGAUGCUUAAAUCAUACGCUGGAAACACAUACAACACUAAUUCUCUUCAAUGGUACUGCAUAAUGUGUCAAGACAACACAUGUAGUCUUUCUUCCAUACGGUAAUACUAUGCUCAUUGGUAGUAGAAACGCCAGACGGUAAUUCCUAAACUACACACAGAAUACAGCACUCUCGGAGAAAUCUUACACUAUAUUACUUAAAGGAAAUGAUAACAAGAGCAAGUUUAACUGUACUAGCUAACGGGUUGCAAACACGUGUUGAUGAACUCAACAAACAUCAUAUUACGACAAACUUACUUAUCGGCAGUGACUCGGAACACUCGGAAUAUCGAGAGUGGAUUACUUGGGAUAACUACGAGGAUAAGUGCAGCAGGUAAACAACUUUAGCUCAUUUGUCAGAGCGCGCUGAGUCGGCACAUCUGCUCAUCGCUGCAGGCACAGGAAAAAGGAAAGGAACCAAGUAGGAAACACGUGAAUUGAACACACAAACAUAUUGCGACAAAUGAAGAAUCGCGGGAAGGCAUAUAAUCGUCAAGCCUUUUCUACACAUAUACAGUUAUUGUUUGACUCUGGAUAUUCUAGGUGCCAACUGUAGUAUGCUCGUUGAUGUAUUCUCCAAGUUAGUUGAUGUGUUCUUCAAGGGUUCAAAAUCCAUGUGGUCACGCUAGGACUCGGAACCGUACUUUCCAUCACAUUUGUCCCUGUGUUCGAUUUGCACUUCCUUGUGCACAUCAUGAUGAAUAUAAAUAUUUAACGGGUUCAGCUGAUUCAGAUUCAAACCAAAGGAAACAAGGCCUCACCUCCCUCGUUCUUGACACACAAACCCUUGUGCUCCUUUCAACAAAAAUGCAACCACAAAGAAAUGAUCAUUUCUGUCUAUUUGCUAAAAAACACUAUUCUUAAAUUCACUACCAUCCAUGUAAAAAUGAACUGUGCAAUCUGUGUCUGAACUUAAGGAAAUAAAGGUUUAAAUCUG